UGCACUAACUGACGUCUAACUGCUGACUCCAGCAGCUUGUUGCAAUCAUUCAGUCACAUAUGAGGAAAGCAUAGCCUCUAAUAGUGAUAUUUAGACUCUAAUAGACUAAGUUGUUUAACUUGAGAUCUAUAUUUUUUUAUAUAGAUCUUUAAAAUAUUUUAAUCAUGGAAAUGUAUUAUAUAUGUACAUAUAGUCUCCAUAAAUCAUUGCAGGAGCAACCACAGCAGUAAUGCAAUCAAAUCCCACUGAUUACUUUCGACAAAAACUUUUACUGUUAAUUAAGCGAGAGACAGUAAAAUGUUUGCAAAAAGGAAAAUAGAUCCGGAGCUGGAGGAGCUGAGGAACGAAGUGAACGGACCACCAAACUUAGAUAUGACCAUUGUGAAUAUCCAGAAAGAAGCAUCGCGCAUUCACGCUGCGUAUUUGUUCGAGCAUAUUGGCAAAGCUACGCUACAGAAACUGUGCUUGUUGCUGAGCUCUACAGCAACAGGGAAGAUCUACGAUGGAUGGCAAGAAUUUGGAGCACACAUGGGCUUGACGAUGGAGCAAAUACGCUGUAUAGAUUAUGAUUUCAAAGGACUCCAGGAUCCAACAUAUUACGUUCUUUUAACUUACGUGCAAUCUCCGGAAGCAACAAUGGACAAAAUUUUGAGUGCUUUGCAAAAAAUGCAACGACUCGAUGUGAUAAAUCAAAUUAAAGAUUAUGUGCAUGAUCUAGUCAAUGCUGCGUCACAAAAUGUCAUAAGCCACGAUGGUAAAGUAAAGAACAGAUCUGAAAUCAUUCAGCCUGGACAUAUACCAAGAGCACCAUUAGUUCUAUGUCCCAUUUUGACAGUAGAAUGCAAAACCACGGGAAUGAAAGAAAGCGAAUCAAUGCACGCACUACAAGAUGACCAGCAGAAAAAGCAUGAACAAAAGUAUGGCUGUAUAGUUAUGUUGACUUUCGCUGAUGACGGUUUGCCAACCGCUGAGUGCAUCAUGAAAAUAUUCAGGUCCAAACAACCGCGAAUCGGCGUGCUUAUAUUGCAAGAGCAAGAGAAACAAGUCUAUAGUCGAGCUGAAGAAUUUAUAGACGAUUGUUUCAAGCAGGUCGAUUAUGUUAUUCCAAUAUUAACAAAAAGGUACAUCGAAAGUAUCAAUAAUCCUGUCAAAACAUAUGAACAGAUGCAUAACAGUUUGGAUACCAAGUACUUGAAGUACAUAUAUUCUUUGUUGAGAUACGAAUACAUGAGGAAUCAAUGCUCCAACAAUCGUGUGAGAUGUAUCGUGCCUGAUAAAGAUGUUUAUACGAUUGUGCGAUCAAAUCUGCAUCCCACGUUGCAAGCAUGGUUUCGAGAAAGUGAUAUCGAAAAUUUUGUGAAUAAUAUUCUCUUCCAUAAAAUUUGAUGACCAUAAGUGCUUAGACUCCCGAUUAGAAAAUAAAAAUUUUGAACAACUUUUAA
This is a messenger RNA of Wasmannia auropunctata (little fire ant), 1442 nucleotides long. RefSeq lists its product as uncharacterized. The record is from RefSeq and is a predicted model, not a curated record. Gene Ontology annotation, molecular function: protein binding. The transcript is spliced from 7 exons. Gene Ontology annotation, biological process: signal transduction. The coding region runs from base 298 to 1386 and encodes 362 amino acids. Lineage: Eukaryota; Metazoa; Arthropoda; Insecta; Hymenoptera; Formicidae.